GACGUCACCGGUGUAUGACAGCUUUCACAGUGGAGGAGAAAUCUCACAGAGUAGUAACCUAACGAUUUCGGGGGAGAAGUCUACCAGCAAAAUCCGUCUCCAUCCUUCUCUUUUUGCGGAAUAAUGACAUCCAAAACGACGAGAACAUAAACUACACACUCCGGGCUAUCGGAUGAUAUCGAUAUCGUAGCUCUUCGCGCUUCAGAAAGAUAAAAAAGGGAUGGUGAAAGUUGGGAUUGUUACAGAAGGAACCGAACCUGUUGGGAUUCUGGGGGAAGGGGGAGUGUGAAUAAAGCGGGUUGCAAACCAGCAGAGGAAGGUGAAAUAUUUACUGAGGUAACAUUAACAAAAAGAGUAACGGACAUUUAGGUGAAAUAUUUAGGACGAGGGUGGUUAAUAACGAGCAGGCAGACGCGACAUUAUUCAAAAGCGAGAUGGAGCUGAGAGUGGGAAACCGAUACAGACUCGGCAGAAAAAUCGGAAGUGGAUCUUUUGGGGACAUCUAUUUGGGUACGGAUAUUUCAGUUGGUGAGGAGGUUGCAAUCAAACUGGAAUGUGUCAAGACCAAACACCCGCAGCUCCACAUCGAGAGCAAGAUCUACAAGAUGAUGCAAGGAGGAGUGGGCAUACCAACAAUAAAGUGGUGUGGAGCGGAGGGCGACUACAACGUGAUGGUGAUGGAGCUGCUGGGGCCCAGUCUGGAGGAUCUGUUCAACUUCUGUUCCCGCAAGUUCAGCCUCAAGACAGUCCUGCUGCUAGCUGACCAGAUGAUCAGUCGCAUUGAGUACAUCCACUCCAAGAACUUCAUCCACAGAGACGUAAAGCCCGACAACUUCCUGAUGGGCUUGGGCAAGAAAGGCAACCUGGUCUACAUCAUUGAUUUUGGUCUGGCCAAGAAAUAUCGCGAUGCCCGCACACACCAGCACAUCCCCUACCGCGAGAACAAGAACCUGACUGGCACUGCUCGCUAUGCUUCAAUCAACACACAUCUGGGAAUUGAACAGUCAAGGCGAGAUGACCUGGAGUCCCUGGGCUAUGUUCUCAUGUACUUCAACCUGGGAUCGCUGCCCUGGCAGGGCCUCAAGGCUGCUACCAAGAGGCAGAAGUAUGAACGCAUUAGUGAGAAGAAAAUGUCCACCCCCAUUGAAGUGCUCUGCAAGGGAUACCCUUCUGAAUUUGCCACCUACCUGAAUUUCUGUCGCUCACUGCGCUUCGAUGACAAGCCAGACUACUCCUAUCUAAGGCAGCUGUUCAGGAACCUUUUCCACAGACAGGGCUUCUCUUACGACUACGUCUUUGACUGGAACAUGCUGAAGUUUGGAGCCAAUCGCGCUGCAGAGGAGGCGGAGAGGGAGCGCCGAGAUCGAGAGGACAGGCUGAGACAUGGCAGAAAUCCCGGUGCCAGAGGAAUACCCGCCGCAUCGGGACGACCCAGGGGAACCCAGGAUGGAGCACCACCCACUCCACUAACACCCACCUCACACACAGCAAACACCUCCCCUCGGCAAGUGUCCGGUAUGGAGCGUGAGCGGAAAGUUAGCAUGCGGCUACACCGCGGUGCACCUGUUAACGUGUCAUCCUCAGAUCUAACGGGACGACAGGACACCUCCCGUAUGUCCACUUCACAGAAUAGCAUUCCCUACGAGCAUCACGCCAAGUAGACGCUCGCCACGUCCUUGUGUGACGGCGGCCACACCGGAUGGUGUCUGGCGUGACGCCUGCUGGUCUCCACUCUGUAGCUCCUCGAUGAGCCCCACAGUGCAACCCGGCGGACCAAGCCCUGCUCACACAGCAGCACUCAGCCUCUUUAUGACCACACAUAUUAAUACCACCACCACUACUACUGCUACAGCUACUAUUGGAUGCCAGCUUUUGACUUGGCACAAACUCCUCUGUCUGACUGACUGGCUUUGGCUCUUCCUCUCAAUAUUGUUGCCUCACUGAAUCUCCUCCACCCCUUUCCUUGUCCUUUCCUGAGUCUCAGUCUCUGUCCUCCCCAGAUGUUUUGAUAAAGAGUGUUGGACUUCAGGACCAUUCUCUCUGUGUCUGCUUUUAUCAGGAGAUAUUUGCACAACCCCAUGACCACCUGCCCUAUGCCUCUUUCUAACAUCAAAGAUUCUGAAUGGACUGUGGUCUGUCUUCGGCAAACAUGGCAAUCCGGCAGUGUCCCUUAGGACAGUUACCGACCAACGACACAACUGUUAAUGCCAUGGCUCUGGCUCCUCUUUCCUCCGCGGAAACACAUUUGUUAAUGAUGCUACAUUUAUACUCAAUGUACGUUACUACAUAAUCUGAAUACUAAAACAACUUUUGUUUUUUCCUUUUCUUUUGCAGUGAGGCUUAUCAAGCUGAACCAACAGCUCUUCAUUUUAUAUAAAUGGGUAGUUUUGGGGGUGUGAUGCUUUACAUUUGUAUUUGCAGUUCCCGUUCACUCUGACCACCAGCCAGUUUCCCGUUUUUGUUGAACUGAUCACCGCCAUUGACGGCUCUGUCGAGUAACUCUAUAGCCAUUUGUAUUUAAAAAAAAAAAAAAAAAAGAAAGAAAAAAAGAAAAAAAAAAGGUAAAAAGAACGACUUCUUUGCAUGUUUUAGGACUCGGCCUCCUGGCUUGACCAGAGUUGGGUAUGGAGGCUCAAGUGCUAGUUGAGCCCAUCUUUGACAUACCAAAUCUCUGCGUUGGUAUCUUAGGCCCAGGAGGCUGCGUAUUUAUCAACGACAGGCUUUUCCAGUCAGUGAGACCUCCUGUCUGCACACCAACAGGCUCUUCUGGCAAAAAAAACCCCUCAAAUGAACCCUUGUUCCCUUCCUAGUGUUCUGUACAAAAGAAGAGCACUUCAUAUAGGGAACCAGGGUCUCAUUUGAGACAAUUUACCCUGUCCAUUCACUGUUGUACAGAUCUACAUUUUCAUUCCCUUGUUAUUUGUAUUAUUUCUAAGCUGUGAAAAACCUGUAAUAUAGAUGUGUAAAUGUUUUCUCUUCCCAUUUUUGUUUUCUCUUUUUGAACUCUGAUUUGGGUUGGGUCUAAAUAACAGACCUGUUAGCUUGGUACAGGAACCUAGCUGCUGCACCUAGCUGUAUAGGUUGCCAUGUAUAGUAAUUCCCCAUGUCGUCAUCACUCUACUAUCCUCCCCUCACACAGCCACAUAGAUGAAGUGCAGGAUCAUUAUAAAAAGCAAAAACUUGCUCCCCACUGUGGACGGGCAGCGAGACUUUUAAUGCUGACCGAAAGCCAGUUGCUUUCAGCCACCGUUUUAAUCUGAGCUGUUGUGCUGAAUGUGAAAGACUUUUUGUAUGGAAGGUGAACAAUGCCUUGCUGUUUCAGUCACUGUUCUCUGUGUGGGAGUUUGAAUGGUCCUGCACUGAUGUGGCAUUCUGUAGAGGCACAGGCACUAUAUGCAUUAUUUGUUAAUACUCAAAUUAUCCUUGAAAUAAACUCUGACUGAGGGGCUUGCCCUUCACCUUUAUCCCUUGACAGGCUUUCUCAGCAGUAAUGUUUGGGCAAGGGGUUUUGAUAUAUUACUUGACUCAUAAUUGUCUGCAGCCAGUCACCUUGGGACUUGUAUGGCUGUGCUGAAUAACUAUGCCAUGUCUGUUAUCAUGAAAGGCCUGUUGUAAUUCAGCCUUGCCUGAUACUCAUUUCUCCGAUUGGUUUCAUUUUAACCCCUGGCCUGUUUGGCCAGUCACUCAACACCUAUGUAUUUACCGAAGCAACCAGCUCUGCAACAAUUACUUUCUUUCUCAUUUGUAUUUGCCACUGUAUUUGUGUACUUUAAAAACUGUAAAUAAAAGAAGUACUUGUAA
Myripristis murdjan (pinecone soldierfish) is the source of this 3801-nucleotide messenger RNA. It is a transcript of the gene csnk1db, whose product is annotated as casein kinase 1, delta b. Lineage: Eukaryota; Metazoa; Chordata; Actinopteri; Holocentriformes; Holocentridae. The coding region runs from base 435 to 1661 and encodes 408 amino acids. Gene Ontology annotation, biological process: protein phosphorylation. Gene Ontology annotation, molecular function: protein kinase activity; ATP binding. The record is from RefSeq and is a predicted model, not a curated record. The transcript is spliced from 10 exons.